Messenger RNA from Carcharodon carcharias (great white shark), 2894 nucleotides. Its product is annotated as homeobox protein Hox-A3. Gene Ontology annotation, biological process: regulation of transcription by RNA polymerase II. Gene Ontology annotation, cellular component: nucleus. Gene Ontology annotation, molecular function: RNA polymerase II cis-regulatory region sequence-specific DNA binding; DNA-binding transcription factor activity, RNA polymerase II-specific. NCBI's taxonomy places the organism in Eukaryota, Metazoa, Chordata, Chondrichthyes, Lamniformes, Lamnidae. The transcript is spliced from 4 exons. The record is from RefSeq and is a predicted model, not a curated record. Bases 783 to 2021 code for a protein of 412 amino acids.
ACCACUGUGGGACUUCCCUGCUUAUUUGGCUGUUUUGGUCGAAAAUGUGAAGUGCUCCCUUCUUCAUAGGUCGAUUUAAACUGCCGUUUGCGCUACAAACAGCUAUUCCUCCGUUCCAAGUAGUUGAGUCUACAGGCUCCGGAUAGAGGUCUUUUACACUAUGAGAUACAGACGACACAACUUACCGUAUCGUGGAUUUCCUGCAAAGAAUUAUCGCGGAGCAACCUUCUGCAACGCCAACAAAACUCUGCUUAAGAAACUUCUUAGGUUUUGUUGGGUAAAAAGUUAGGUUUUGCCUGAAAAAGGUGCUCCUUUAAUUAUCUCCCAAAUUCAAAUAAAAGGAUUUAAGUUGACGUAUGACCACGUGAGCACAUAAUACAGCGCAUUAUUGUGGCAUUUGGAUCGGAGACCUAUGCUGGCUUCGGCUGUGAUUACGCUUUUCCACUUUCUGUUAAGAGCCAGCUAUUUUCUUCUAAAGGGAUUGCACUCUGGGCACUGGAUUUCACAUGAAGGAAUAUAUGCGAGCAGGGGAGAUGCUGCAUUUAGCGGAAUGGAUUUUAUUUUGAGGUACUCCAAAUGCUUCCGUUGAUUGUUCAUUAAUAUGACUAUAUAUUAAAUAACAAUUCUACAAUCAGAGACUUUUCAGUGAGACUGAACAAACUUUCGGUCUACCCGAAGAGGCCAUUGGAAGAAGAGAGUCACGUGACACGGGGUGCCAAUGUUAUUCUAUAAGGGUGUCAAGACCCUGUCAGUUUGCGAAAUAAAUAUUGGGAAACAACGAGAUGCAAAAAGCGACAUACUACGACAGCUCUGCAAUUUUCGGUGGUUACACAUACCAAGGAGCAAAUGGUUUUAACUACAAUGCCAGUCAGCUGCAAUAUCCGCCUUCGUCCCAUGUGGAAAACGACUAUCAUCGGCCCGCCUGCUCUCUGCAGUCACCGGCUAGCACUGUUCCCCAUCACAAACCCAACGAUAUCAAUGAAAGUUGCAUGCGAACCAGUGCCAGCCAACAGAGCCAUCACCCAGUUAUUGCAGAGCAACAGCAACAGAAGCAGCCACCCCCUCCACCGCCUCCUCCACCACCACCAUCUGUCUCACCACCCCAAAAUACCAGCAGCAACUCGACCCAGCCCAGCACUAACAAAAAUCCUACACUUACCUCACAAACCACCAUUAGUAAACAAAUAUUCCCCUGGAUGAAAGAGUCGCGCCAAAACGCCAAGCAAAAAACCAGCAGUUCCAGUUCAGUUGAAAGUUCUGCUGGUGAGAAGAGUCCGCCAGGCCCAGCCUCCAAGAGGGCACGCACAGCAUACACCAGUGCUCAGCUGGUGGAACUGGAGAAGGAGUUUCACUUUAAUCGCUACCUUUGCAGGCCCCGGAGGGUCGAAAUGGCCAACCUCUUAAACCUCACUGAAAGACAGAUUAAAAUCUGGUUCCAAAAUCGUAGAAUGAAAUACAAAAAGGAUCAGAAAGCGAAAGGCAUGCUAACUUCCUCUGGCGGACAGUCUCCAUGCAGGAGCCCCAUUCCACCAUCAGCUGCAGGAGGAUAUGUAAACUCCAUGCAUUCCUUGACAACCAGUGCUCCAUACGACCCCCACUCACCUACGUCCUUCAGCAAACCUCAUCAAAAUGCCUAUGCUAUCCCUACGUCUUAUCCCGGGCCCCUCAACAGUUGCCCACCUCCACAGAAGAGGUAUGCUGGGACGGCAGCUGUGACGCCUGAGUAUGACACGCAUCCUCUUCAAGGCAAUGGCGGCUAUGGGACUCCUCAUUUACAGGGUAGCCCAGUCUAUGUUGGAGGAAACUUUGUGGAAUCCAUGCCGAGCUCUGGGCCUUCCCUUUUCAGCCUAACCCACCUCGGUCAUCCUCCCUCUGGAAACAUGGACUACAACAGCGCAGGGCCAAUGACAAGCAACCAUCACCAUGGACCUUGCGACCCACAUCCCACGUACACAGACCUUUCUUCGCACCAUCCGUCUCAGGGAAGAAUUCAGGAAGCACCCAAACUGACCCAUCUGUAAUGGGCCAGUUAGCCCCUGGUGGACUAUCACUUUCUCAUGCUUUUAUGUCAUGUUAUCUAUGAUUACACUCCCUCUUUUCCCCUUGCCUUUUUUGAUUUAUUAUCAACCCUUAUAGUUUACAUGUAAUGUACCUAUUGACAACCAAUCAUUGCUUGCAUUGCUCUGUCUCUGGUUAGUGGUUGUUCUUUCCGGACUCCAGCCUUAACAUUCAGUAGUAGAAGUGAAGUACUAAGGCUUACAGAACUUUGCAUAUAUAAUCUUCUACUCUAUGGAACAGGGUAUAUGAACAAAUUUUCUAAAAAAAAUACUUAAACGUGAAUUUGUUCGUGCUUUAUUUUUCCUUGCGAGGAACAGUAAAAUGGUUUAUAUUGCACUUCUUUACAUUGAAUGGUUAAACAAGAUCAAAGCGCUUGUACAGGGUCUCCCUGGGCAAAUAAGAGUUCUUGUCCAUCUUUCAGUAUGUGUGUAUGCUGGUGAACAUUCAAAUUUAUUUAUUUGCUCUUGCAAAGGAGAAUAUUCUAAGUGUUUAAAUAUUAUUUAUCCCCAUCGACCCAUAUUUAUAAAGAGAACUGUACAUUGACUAUUUACUUGGUUCUGUUCAGCCUUGUGUUUUAAGUCAUGGUAAAUAUAUGUUUUUUUUAAUUCCUGUAAAAUACACAGAAAAGUAGUUUUCUGUUAGUAAUGUAUUCAUGAAAAACGCAAUUUGGUCAAUCGUGGGAAUAACGCCAAGAAAAGGGACUUAGUCUGUAACUGUAGUAUUCUUAAAAUGGAACACAAAAUUGCCACAGUUUUGUUUUAGAUAUGCAUUCCAUGCUGCAAAUGAGAUAUCCGUUGAACAGCUAGUUCAGACGAAUAAAUUUUUUUUGUCAGCAA